AUGAAGCCUGUGCUGUUUCUUCAACUUCUGCUGUUGAUUCACUUAGCACCUCAGCGGGUGUCUGGGAGUCCCAAGCAACAUUUUCUGAGGAGUAUCUUGGAACCGCCACCCUGCAAAUCAGACCCUGAAAAUUGUACUCAUUUCUGUACAUUGCAGGAAGACUGCCAUAAAGGAUUUCAGUGCUGUUCUGCCUUCUGUGGGAUAGUCUGUACUCUAAACAUAAAUAUAAACCAUGACAGCUUCACCCUUCUCCAUUACUCCCCGCACACACACCGCCACCGUUUACGCUCUCAUUCCCUGGAGCGGGAUGUGGUCCAGGCCUGUCCUCUGGAGAACCGUUCCCCUCGACUGGCCACUACUGCUCUGGAGGAGCUGGUGUUGGCUGGGAAGCUCAAGUGA
Puma concolor (puma) is the source of this 399-nucleotide messenger RNA. RefSeq names its product WAP four-disulfide core domain 13 (gene WFDC13). NCBI's taxonomy places the organism in Eukaryota, Metazoa, Chordata, Mammalia, Carnivora, Felidae. The record is from RefSeq and is a predicted model, not a curated record.